Neopsephotus bourkii (Bourke's parrot) is the source of this 2808-nucleotide messenger RNA. It is a transcript of the gene VSIG1, whose product is annotated as V-set and immunoglobulin domain containing 1. The coding region runs from base 841 to 1836 and encodes 331 amino acids. Gene Ontology annotation, biological process: maintenance of gastrointestinal epithelium; epithelial cell morphogenesis. The transcript has 7 exons. NCBI's taxonomy places the organism in Eukaryota, Metazoa, Chordata, Aves, Psittaciformes, Psittacidae. Gene Ontology annotation, cellular component: plasma membrane. The record is from RefSeq and is a predicted model, not a curated record.
AACUGAGCACCUUCAGUUCCUAAUGAGCUUUAAAGAGUUAGAGAAGGCAUUUUGCAUCCAGCAAGGACAAAGUAAGCUAUUUUAGUUAAUUCUUCAAGUCCUAACCUUCACCCACUGCUUUUCACUACAUGCAUCAGGCAUUUAAAUUUAAAUAAAAAUCAAUAUAUUCACCUUGCAAUUUUGUAUUAGUAGCAUCCAACUUCAUGGAUUAAAAAUUGAUGAAAUGGAUUUUAUUAUCAGUUUAGAAGAUAACUGUUACCUUUAUUUUGGGGUGCUAUUGAUGAGUUCUAUUCAGAAACUUCAAGACACCCAUGAGUCUAAUGUAAUCAUUCUGUAUAAAACUGUAUGGGAAAUAGUUUUACAAUGAAAAUGUACUAACAAUGUAUUAUCUCCACAUGCCCAUUUUAAAAAAGAAAUGUUACAAUUUAACAGGAAAUAAAGAUUAUCCCUUACUCAUAUUAGGCCUGACUCCAACACUGGUAAUCAGAUUGACUGCUAAAUAACUCCACCAAUACUUUUCUUGUACUCACUGGAAGGACUUAUGUAGGCAAAUACUACUGAGCCCUGGCAAAAGUGGGAAAAUCUGGGCUUCUCUGAUUCAAGGGUUUAUUAUUAACAAAACCCUCAGUUGCUCAAACCCCACAAAAUGAUUUCAACUGAACAGUCACACCACUAGUCGGAGAAAGGCACACAUGUGAUAAAGGAGGAGAAUGAAAAAGCUCAUUGACGUGUUGAUAUACAGCUGAUAAGGAAAACAAAAACCCACUUAAAAUAAACAAGAGUUGAGUUUCAGUCGAAGCCCGAAGCAGCAUCUGGUUGCUUUUCUCUUGCUGCAUCAAGAUGUUUGCAACGAUGCUGAAGGUAUUUCCAGUUCUGGCCAUCCUUACAGGUCAUGUCAGCGGUGUUGUGGUGACCGUGCCUGAGAAGAUAGUGAAUGUCACUACAGGUGGCAAUGCAACCCUCCUCUGUACAUACACGAGUUCUGGAUCAAUGGGAAACUUCUUUAUCCAGUGGAGCUUUUACAGUGCCAAAGAGACCCAACUGCACACCAUCUAUUAUUAUUCAGAAGGCCAGUCUUACUCCUAUGGAGAGUUUAAGAACAGGAUAACAGCUGCAACAGGUCCAGGGAAUGCAUCAAUUACAAUAUCCAACAUGCAGCCCUCAGACACUGGUUCCUACACCUGUGAAGUUUUCAGUCCACAGGGUGAUGCUGGACAGAGCCAAAAAUCCGUGAUUGUCAAUGUGCUGGUCAAACCAUCAACACCUUUCUGCAAAAUAGAAGGAACUCCUGAAAAAGGCCAUCUAAUCUACCUCUUAUGCAGAUGUGAGGAAGGAUUGCCUCACCCUACCUACCGCUGGUACAAAGUAGCUGACAAUACCCUCAAGCCUGUGACUGAACAACUCAAUCCGAACACUGGCAUUCUUUACAUUGGCAAUCUCACCACCUUUGAAACUGGGUAUUAUCGGUGCGUAGCUAGUAACAUUCUGGGGAACAGUACCUGUGAGCUGGACCUAACUACGAACUAUUCAGACGGUGGCAUUGUUGCUGGAGCAUUAAUUGGAGCAGUUCUUGCAGCUGCUAUCAUUUGCAUUAUUGUCUGGGUCUUACGCAAGAAGGCAAAAAAGACUAAGAAGACGCCAAGUAAAGAGAUGCAAGAAAUGGCUCAGAAACAAUCCAAUGCAGAGUAUGUUCAGGUACCUAACGAAGAAAACAUUCCUGCAACCACAGUUCCACCAAGCAAUGCAACAAAUGAAUACCCUAGUGUUGAUGAAACAGCCUCUGGAACACCUCAGGAUGAUGAGAAGCAAGAAGUGGAAAAAGAAGAAACAGCCUAGUUUUAAUACAGUUUUCCGUGUCAGCUUUGGACCCCUUUAUAUAAAAAUUGUUGUCAUUGAAUUAACACAGAGGCAUGACUAAAACUUAGAUGGGUAUUUGUAUUGUGAACCGCUGUGCUGCAGAUUGAAAAGGGUCUGUUACACAGGCACACUGAAGAUUUGGCCUUUAGAGUUAACAAAAUUUCAUUUAUUAUCUGGUUAUAAUUGUACAUAAAUAUAAGUCUAAAAAGACUACCAGUCUUUUAUCAGUCUAAAAGACUAUUUUGCAACCUAUUUUGCAAAACUAAUUAUGAAAAGGGCUGGAGCAUUUAUCAAAGUAAAAGUUUUCCAGUCACCUCUCAGUCAUGCUGUAUGAUCUAUACAGAUCCGAACCACAGCAGUCUUCUCCAGAAACAGUGUUAGCCAAACUCCUGUUUCCUGUGCACCAAGGACAAUCAUCAUGGCCAAUACACUGCAGUGUUUAAAGGCUCUGACUUUGCACAUCAGAAGUAAAAAGAAGUUUCAUCAAUGUCCAUCAGAGUGCAGAAACAGAUGUUAAGACCUGGAACAAUGAUAUCUGUUGUGUUUGGAUUCCACUUACAGGAAAAAAAAAAAAAAAGGCCUGGAAACUUCUACCCUGUUGCUGCCAGAUGUGGAAUACAUUUUGAAGUUUUAAAGUUCCCAAGGCACCUGCAUUCAGAGUUGUGUGUUUCAGCAGUUUUGGUUUUCAGUUUAAUGGAACUAGCAUUCAGGUACUCAGUUCAGACAUCAAUUGACUGGUUUCCAGACAACAGGACCUGGAAAUCUAAAUCCCUUACAAGGCUUGGCAUGACAGGCACAGAAUAUCAGAUUCUUCUUGACACACAGAUAGAACUGUUUUCAAAACUUGGAAGUUAAUACUGCUUGCUGUACAACACACUAGUUUUUACUGCUUCCUCUGCCAGAGAUGAUUUAAAUCUAUCUCCAGGCAACUGGUCUACCAACUAAGCAACA